Messenger RNA from Durusdinium trenchii, 3312 nucleotides. The record is from the annotation of a GenBank genome assembly. NCBI's taxonomy places the organism in Eukaryota, Dinophyceae, Suessiales, Symbiodiniaceae.
AUGAACGCGGAUAUCCAGCAAAUGCGACGCAUCAUUGAGCUCGUUGAUGCCAUUUCUCUUCCGUGGCCCUUUGACUUCAAAGAUCUUCCACGUUUCUUUUGCAAGAAACUCUUACUCUUCGGCCGCUCGUACAGCAGCACAGCCAUGACUAAAGCGAUCCUCGUGAUCGGUCAUGGACCCAUCGGCCACUCUUUUAUUGAGAAGAUAACCACGAGUGAAGUUGCUGCUAACUACCAACUUUCAGUCCUUUGUGAAGAACCACGACCUGCCUACAAUCGAGUGAUGCUCACGCAAUAUUUUGAGGACCGAGAUGCUGAGAAGCAUGACAAGAUGAAGUUGUCCUACGUCACUGAGCAGGAGUUGAAGGAACUCAAUGUGAACCUCAUCUAUGGACGAGCAAUGUCCAUUGACAGAGAAGCGAAAAAGGUGUCCUACACCUUUGACUCUGGGAAUGAAUCGAUUGCUUAUGAUGUCCUCAUCUUGGCCACGGGUUCUUUCUGCUUUGUUCCUCCGGUGCCUGGCAUGACCAUCCCGGAAAAGAAGAAUGUGAAUUGGCCGGACGAUCCAGCUUCCAGGCCUGAGGGUGUGUUUGUCUACCGUACCAUUGAGGACCUGGAAUCAUUGCUGGCCAAGUCGAAGUCGGGUGCAACACGUGCAGUGGUGAUUGGUGGAGGGUUACUUGGACUUGAGGCUGCCAAGGCUGUCUAUGACCUGAAAAUGGAAAGCCAUGUAUUGGAGAUGGCACCAUACUUGAUGCCAACACAGCUCAAUGAAGCAGCUGGGCAAGUUCUAGGCAAGAAGAUCAAUGACUUGGGAGUGCGUGUUCAUUGUGGUGUCCAAAUCAAGCGAGUGGUCUUGGAGGAUGAUAAGGUCACUGGCAUCGAGCUUCUGGAAAAGGGAGAAGACACUCCAACUGUCUUGGACACCGACCUGAUCAUCGUUUCUUGCGGUGUUCGCCCUCGCGAUGAGCUUGCUCGUCAGUGUGGCUUGGAGAUGGGCACCCGGGGUGGUGUGAAAGUGAACGAGUCCUUGCAGUCCUCCGAUGAGCACAUCUAUGCCAUCGGCGAGGUUGCAGCAAUCGGUGGACAGAUGUGCUACGGCUUGUGGGCGCCUGGGGUGGAGCAAGCUGAGACCUUGGUGCAGAAUCUGCAGCAGCCAGGUUCCUCCGAAUAUGUGGCCUCUGACUUGAGCACAAAGUUAAAGCUCUUGGGUGUCGAGGUGGCUUCCUUUGGUCGGAGUGCCGACUUUUGGUUCAAGCGGCAGUUUGAUGGAAAGGAUCCAAGCGUGAAGUUCAUUGACUCUAAGGAUGAGAUCAAUGACACCUACCGGCGCCUUUGCUUCUCGGCAGAUGGCUCGAAACUCAUGGGUGGCGUUCUGGUCGGAGAUGCCAAGGAUUAUUCCAAGCUACUUCAGCUCAGCAAGAAAGAGGACCUUGCAGGCAAUGAACCUGCUGGCUUGGCCUUCAAGCGCCCUCCACCAGGUGCUUCCACCGGAGCACCCAUCGACGGCGGCGAUGGCACUGGGCUCGCAGACGAUGACACGAUUUGUACGUGCAUCGGCCUCACAAAGAGCCAAGUCCGCCAAGCCAUCAUCGAGAAAGAAGCCUACACAAUUCCACAGAUCAAAAAAGCUUGCAAAGCUGGCACUGGCUGUGGUGGUUGUGUGACACCAGUUGGAGAGGUGCCAAAGCUUUUGGCCCACACACUGAAGAAACUGGGCAAAGCAACUGCCUCUGGCAUUUGUCCGCAUUUCAACUACUCCAGGCGGGAGCUGUUUGAUAUCAUCAAGAUCAAGGAGCUGAAAUCUUUCACAGAGGUCCUGUCAUCUGUAGGUCAGGGUGCCACAGAUGGAUGUGAGCUCUGCAAACCCAUUGUUGCUUCCAUCUUGUCGGGCCUUUGGAACGAUCAUGCGCUGAAGGCAGGUCGAGAUCAGAUUCAGGACACCAAUGACCGGUUCCUGGCGAACAUCCAAAAGACCGGCACCUAUUCGGUGAUUCCCCGAUGCCCAGGAGGUGACAUCACACCUGACACGCUCAUCGCCUUUGCUCAGACUGCGAAGAAAUAUGGUCUCUGGACCAAGAUCACGGGUGCUCAACGCUUGGGCAUGUAUGGUGCCAAGAUCCAUGAUUUGCCUGACAUCUUUAAGGAGUUGGUGGAUGCUGGCAUGGAGACAGGACAGGCCUACGGCAAGGCGUUGCGGACGGUGAAGAGUUGUGUGGGAACCAGCUGGUGCCGCUAUGGACAGCAGGAUUCUGUGACGAUGGCUGUUACCAUGGAGAACCGCUACAAAGGCUUGCGGGCUCCUCACAAGAUCAAGAUGGCGGCUUCUGGGUGUUUGCGAGAGUGUGCUGAAGCCCAGGGCAAAGAUGUUGGAGUUAUCGCUACCCAGGCCGGCUACAACCUUUAUGUUUGUGGCAACGGCGGUGCUAAACCCGUGCAUGCAAAGCUGUUGGCCACCGACUGCUCUGUGGAACAAGUGUUGAAGUACACAGACCGAUUUUUGAUGUUCUACAUCUCAACAGCCAAGCACCUGCAGCGCACAGCCCCUUGGCUAGCUGAGCUGGAAGGUGGCAUUGAGUACCUCAAGAAGGUGGUGAUUGAGGACUCUUUGGGCAUUGCUGAUGAUUUGGAAAAGAUGAUGGAGAACAAUCGCAGCAACGAGAAGUGCGAGUGGAAGGAAGUCGCUUAUGACGAGGAGCUUCGCAAGAAGUUCAAGCAGUUUGCGAACACGGAUGAGACCCAUGACUCGGAGCAGAUUGAAUAUAUCGAUAUGCGUGGCCAGCGUCAUCCCAACCUUUACAGCCCGCCUGACAUCACCGGUGCAGCACUCUACACCAAGGAGGAUGCGAAAGAGAGCUGGGAGUGGAUUUUCGCCGGCCUUACGAGUGCAUACCCACCAAAUGGUGGGCUGAGUGUCAAGCAUGGUACGCAGGAACUGGCCGUCUUCCACCUCCCCAAACAAGCGGAGGAGGAUCAAUGGCUGGCCGCACAGAAUCUUUGCCCGCACAAGCAAGCACGGUCGAUCUCCAGAGGCUUGGUGGGAGAGCAGCCCAACGGAACCCUGACUUUGGCCGAUCCUAUCUACAAGACAACAUAUGACCUCAGAACUGGCCGAGGUAUUGGUAACCCCAACUUCAAUCUUUCCACCUUCAAGACAAAGGUCGAAGAUGGUAAGGUUUUUGUCCAGGUGCCUCCGAGUGAAGAGAUGGAGGAAGCCUUUGAGAAGCAGAUCCGAGCUUCCUUUAAGGCGGCUGGCCAGGAAUACAAGAAGAAGGUUGGUGGCCGCGUUUCUGCUCAAGACUUGUCAUGGUGA